AUGGGCAUCUCCGACAAUGACGUGCAGAAGCAACUCCGCCACAUGAUGGCUUUCAUCGAACAGGAAGCAAAUGAGAAGGCUGAGGAGAUCGAUGCAAAAGCCGAAGAAGAGUUCAACAUCGAAAAGGGACGUCUCGUUCAACAACAGCGUCAGAAAAUCAUGGAAUUCUAUGAGAAAAAGGAGAAGCAGGUUGAGCUGCAGCGAAAAAUUCAAUCCUCCAAUUCGCUCAAUGAAGGUCGUCUUAUGUGCUUGAAGGCUCGCGAGGAUCACAUCCGAAAUGUGCUUGAAGAAGCUCGAAUGAACUUGUCGAAAAUUUCUGGAGACCAAGCCCGGUAUCCUUCUAUUCUGAAGGGAUUGAUCAUGCAGGCUCUGCUGCAACUUCUGGAGAAGGAAGUAGUUCUGCAAUGUCGCGAGAAAGAUCUUCAGCUUGUGGAAAGACUUCUACCUGAGUGUAUCGACGCUCUUGAAAAAGAGUGGGGAGAGAGAAGCGUUGUAAAAAUCGACAAACAGCACUAUUUGUCACCAGAAUCUGCCGGAGGGAUAGAACUCUCAGCUAAAGGAGGAAAGAUCAGAGUCUCAUCAACACUGGAAAGCCGAUUGGAACUUAUUGCUAGUCAGAUUGUGCCACAGAUCCGCACUGCACUCUUUGGUCCCAAUCAGAACAGAAAAUUCUUUGACUAA
This is a messenger RNA of Necator americanus (New World hookworm), 681 nucleotides long. RefSeq lists its product as uncharacterized. Gene Ontology annotation, cellular component: proton-transporting two-sector ATPase complex, catalytic domain. Gene Ontology annotation, biological process: proton transmembrane transport. NCBI's taxonomy places the organism in Eukaryota, Metazoa, Nematoda, Chromadorea, Rhabditida, Ancylostomatidae. The transcript has 6 exons. The record is from RefSeq and is a predicted model, not a curated record. Gene Ontology annotation, molecular function: proton-transporting ATPase activity, rotational mechanism. The coding region runs from base 1 to 681 and encodes 226 amino acids.